Messenger RNA from Spea bombifrons (plains spadefoot toad), 426 nucleotides. Its product is annotated as hemoglobin subunit alpha-3-like. Gene Ontology annotation, molecular function: oxygen carrier activity; heme binding; iron ion binding. Lineage: Eukaryota; Metazoa; Chordata; Amphibia; Anura; Pelobatidae. The coding region runs from base 1 to 426 and encodes 141 amino acids. Gene Ontology annotation, biological process: hydrogen peroxide catabolic process; oxygen transport. Gene Ontology annotation, cellular component: hemoglobin complex; blood microparticle; haptoglobin-hemoglobin complex. The record is from RefSeq and is a predicted model, not a curated record. The transcript is spliced from 3 exons.
AUGAAGCUGACGGACGACGAGAAAGCUCUUAUCCUUCCCCUCUGGGAGAAGAUGGCACCUGAGGCUGGUUCGCUGGGAGCUGAGGCUUUUCAGAGGCUUUUCCUGUCAUUCCCUCAAAAAGCCUUAAUUUUCCAAGGCUGUGAUAUAAGCCAAGAUUCUCCUUAUCUUUUUGCUCUUGGAGAAAAGUUUAUCAACGCUCUAGGAGAUGCCAUCAAGAACUGGGACAACCUUCAGGAAACGAUGGCAAGUGUCACGGACCUGCAUGUGAACCGUCGUAUCAUGCCUGACGACUACAUGCUCCUUUCUCAUUGUCUCCAAGUAACUAUCGCCGGUCACUUUCCUGACGACUUUAACAUCAAAGCGAAUGCUGCGUGGAACAAGUUUCUCCAGAUCGUUUCUGCUGUCUUGAGUGGCAGGAAAGUCUGA